Molecule: messenger RNA, 1023 nt
Organism: Trichoderma reesei QM6a
Lineage: Eukaryota; Fungi; Ascomycota; Sordariomycetes; Hypocreales; Hypocreaceae
Exons: 4
Coding region: 46-1023 (325 amino acids)
Molecular function (GO): oxidoreductase activity
Source: RefSeq, a predicted model, not a curated record
AGAUCGAGCGUUUUUGAAGCAGACACGGUGAAUAAAUUAGUCAGUAUGCCGAAAUCACCAAUUGAGAUUGUCCUAGGCGUCGCCAGUGUCGGCGACAGGUCCCUCGACCCAACAGUCAGAUACGACACCCCUGAAGAAGUCGAAGCAUUCCUCAAUGCCUUCUACGAGCGAGGCUACCGCCAGAUCGACACGGCCAGGGGCUACUCACCACACGCGCCAAAGUCCAGCGAGCCUCGCCUCGGCGCCGUCAACGCCGGAGAGCGCUUCCAGAUCGGCACCAAGGUCCUUUCCCGCCCGGAAGGAGCUCAUAAAAAGGAAAAGGUUGAGGAGAGCAUCAGUGGCUCGCUCGAGGAUCUGAAAGUCCCACAGGUCGACAUUAUGUACUUGCAUGCGCCUGACCGAACCGUCCCCUUUGAGGAGACGGCAGAGGCCAUUGACAAGGCAUACCGAGAGGGAAAGUUUAAGCGCUUUGGGCUGUCCAACUACACGGCUGAGGAAGUUGAGCAGUUUAUCAAGAUUAGCGAGGAGCGAGGCUUUGUGAAGCCGACUGUGUAUCAGGGGCAGUAUAACCCGAUUGUGAGGACGGGCGAAAAGGAGCUAUUUCCGGUGCUGCGAAAGCAUGGCAUUUCUUUUUACGCCUGGAGUCCUGGAGCUGCCGGCUUCUUCAGCGGAAACCACAAGAACCCCCAACCCGGAAGCCGUUACGACCCCUCGCACGUAAUCGGUAAAUUGUACAACGCAUGGUAUCGCAAACCCAGGACCGAGGCCGCCGCCGACAGAGUGCGAGAAGUCGCCGCCAAGCACGGCAUCUCGGGCCACGCAGCCUCUCUUCGAUGGACGGCCCAUCACGGGGCUCUUUCCGCCGAGCAUGGGGAUGCAAUUGUCAUUGGAGCGUCGAGCAUUGCGCAGUUGAAUGAGAACUUGGACAUCUUUGAGCAGGGGCCGCUGCCGCAGGAUGUUGUUGAUGCGGUCAAUGCUGUUGCGGAGGAGAUUGGCGAAGAUGCCAUUCCUUAUUACUUCUAA